Molecule: messenger RNA, 1414 nt
Organism: Papilio polytes (common Mormon)
Lineage: Eukaryota; Metazoa; Arthropoda; Insecta; Lepidoptera; Papilionidae
Gene: fru
Product: sex determination protein fruitless
Exons: 7
Coding region: 302-1318 (338 amino acids)
Biological process (GO): regulation of transcription by RNA polymerase II
Cellular component (GO): nucleus
Molecular function (GO): protein binding
Source: RefSeq, a predicted model, not a curated record
CAUACUCUCGGGUAUUUAAAACACUGAAUGAAAGAAUAUUUACAAAAAAUACGCUUGUCUGGGACAAACACAAUUUGCAAAUUUUAAAUUUAGCGCCACGCUUAGAUACGAAUGAAGUUCGCGUUUGCGAAUACGGGCCGAUUAUGAUGUGAAAGAUAUUCCGAAGGCCGUGAGGUGCCGUGAGUGAACACGGAAAUCGAGAUGUGUGUGUGGUCAAAAAGACAGUGCAAGGUAGGGGUCGGGUGGCGUUUGUGAUGGCAAAAUUUUUGCAAAUGCACGGUCACUGACAUUAGCACCCACAAUGGACCAGCAAUUCUGUUUGCGCUGGAACAACCAUCCGAACAAUCUGACUGAUGUGCUUGCAAGCCUUCUCCAGCGCGAGGCACUCUGCGAUGUCACACUUGCCUGUGACGGGGAGACAGUCAAGGCGCACCAGACAAUUCUGUCAGCAUGUUCUCCAUACUUUGAGACCAUAUUUUUGCAAAACUCUCACCCGCAUCCCAUAAUAUUUUUAAAAGAUGUGCGAUUCUCAGAGAUGAAGUCGCUCUUGGAUUUUAUGUACAAGGGUGAAGUAAAUGUUGGCCAAAAUAUGCUACCUAUGUUCCUAAAGACUGCUGAAAGUUUACAAGUUAGAGGUUUGACAGAAAACAAUACACUAAAUCCUAAGACGGAAGAGAGGUCGACGCCAUCAGUUAGUGCGGAGAACUUGUCUCGCGGUGAGUUCGCGAGCCCGCCCGCCGCGCACGGCGGCAGCACGCCGCUGCCCGCGCCGCCCGCGCCGCACCCCGCACACCCCGCGCCCCCCGCACCGCCGGAGAAGCGGCGCAGGAAGAACUCCUCGCUGCCACGCGACGACGACAUACCAUACCGCCACUAUGAGCAAUUCCAGGGAAUGGGAGUAAAUGAAAUGGCAUCUAUGUUGACUCAGCAUCCACUUGGUAACGAAUGUAGCGAGAACGAGACCAUGCUGCAACCGCACCCGGACCAGACAGACACCGUCGAUGGUGAAAACUUUGGCGUUGAUGAAAAUACAAAGCCCGAACGAUACAACAAAUUAUCGAAUUUAAAUAGCAUAAUGAAAAGCUACAAAAUGGCAUUAAAUCAAAAUAAACCAUACAGUAUUCCUAUGACUUGUAAUAUUUGUGGUAAAAAUGUUGGCAAUAUAAAGAAACAUAUGAAAUCUCAUAAUCCCGAACAACAUAAAUGUCCCUUGUGUCCCAUUAUAUUGACCAGAGCGGAUAAUUUAAAGAGACACUUGCGUAUGAAGCAUUGUUCUGUCUUAAGAUCUGAUAAUAUAUCUAAUAUUCAAACAUGUUGAACACCAACGCAUAAUGUCUUACAAUAUUGAAAGUUUUUUUAUAGAAUGAAAUGAAGUAUUUGUGAUUUUUUUUCUAUCAUGAGAGGGUGAUAUUUA